This is a messenger RNA of Camelina sativa (false flax), 1724 nucleotides long. RefSeq names its product ribonuclease H2 subunit A. Gene Ontology annotation, biological process: DNA replication, removal of RNA primer; mismatch repair. The record is from RefSeq and is a predicted model, not a curated record. NCBI's taxonomy places the organism in Eukaryota, Viridiplantae, Streptophyta, Magnoliopsida, Brassicales, Brassicaceae. Gene Ontology annotation, cellular component: ribonuclease H2 complex. Gene Ontology annotation, molecular function: RNA binding; RNA-DNA hybrid ribonuclease activity.
UCCAACCACUUGAGAUGUUGGUUCCAUUAUCUUAUAAAUGGGGACUCAUUCUUCUCCAUUAAUGUACCAACAUCACAACUCUCAUCUUUCUAAAAAAUAUUUCAUGGAUCCAUCAGAAUUUUUUUUUGAUAUCAAAGCUUACAAAAGACAGUCUGAAAUUGAAGAGAGGUAUAUCAUCAACCGGUUUAAGGAGCGUCGAAACAAAAUAGAGGAAGACUAUCCACCUACGGUAAAAAGAAAGAUUGUCUCUCGAAUUAGUGAAAGAGCCCACAACAGUGAUGCUAGUUAUUCCAACUCUAAAGGAUCUAAUGCUCAUUUAAUAGGGAGGGAUGCACCUACAAAAAAUGCAAAAAAAAAAAAAGGUAAGAGCGUAUUAUUGAAAGUGGUCAAUGAAAAAUGGAAUGAAGUUAAACAAUUGAAGAAGCAAGAGUUGGAACAAUUGGAAAAAAUAAACAUGAGACAAGAGGAGUUAUAGCACCACGUUCAACAUUGUAUUUUUACCAACAUUGCUACGGCGAAACGGCAAGCAGUGUAAUUUAGAGAACCGUGAAGCGACCGUCGAUACUCUCUAUUCGCCACUAAUAAUAUCUUCGCUGAUUUGCUUAGGUCUCUUGAUUUCUGGAUUUAAAAAAGGAAUGGGAUCGGAUUGUUUGACACCAGAAUGGGCUUCUCAGCCUUGUCUCAUUGGGAUUGACGAAGCCGGAAGGGGUCCUGUUCUAGGUCCCAUGGUGUAUGGGUGUAUGUAUUGUCCUGUUUCCUACCAGUCUUCUCUGGCUUCUCUCCAUUUUGCAGAUUCAAAGACUCUGAAAGAGGAGAAAAGAGAAGAAUUAUAUGAAAACUUAAAGCUUGACAAUUCUCUUGGAUGGGCUGUUGAUGUCAUUGAUCCCAGGGAACUCUCAGCUAAGAUGCUCGCAAAAAAUAAGACUAAUUUAAAUGAGAUUUCACAUAACUCUGCGAUGGGUCUUAUCAAAAGGGUACUGGACAUGGGAGUUUUUCUAACAGAGGCAUAUCUGGAUACUGUGGGAGAUCCCGAGAAAUACAGAAUAAAAUUGUCGGAGAGAUUUCCGUCAAUCAAGUUUGUCGUUUCAAAGAAAGCUGACAGUCUAUUCCCUAUCGUUAGUGGGGCAAGUAUUGUGGCUAAGGUGACAAGAGACAGAGCGUUGAGAGAAUGGUUGGUAGAGGAAACCGGAGAAAAUAUUAACAGAAACUUUGGUUCUGGAUAUCCUGGAGAUCCUGAGACAAAGGCAUGGUUAGUGCAACACAAACAUUCUGUGUUUGGAUUCCCAUCGCUGGUCCGCUUCAGUUGGGGAACUUGCACUGCACAUUUGAAGGGCGAGGUUGAAGUUGCAUGGGAAGCAGAUGAAACUGAAGAGAGUGGUAAUGGAAGUAGCAGCAAACGACAAGCGAAACUAAGCAGUUUUGGGUUCAAAACAUGCGAGAGUAGGAGCGAAGAAAUCGAGUCGAGUGGAAAAGGGCGCUGCAAAUUUUUCCAAGCUCGCAAAAUCCAACAACUCACUCAGUUUUAAUCUCAGUACAAGACUGAAUCAGUUUUAAUAUCUUAGCUUAUUCACUUGGUGAUUGUUGUUUCGUUAUCUUUCUUAGCUUUUUUGUCCAUUUUCUGAACCUCUGUAAUUGUUUGUAGGGGUAAUAGGGGAAUCGUCAAGCCGAUUAAUACUCUGGCAUGUUUUACUAAUCAGCUAGCUGGACUGCCUCCUCAGGUGUAA